AUGCGGCUCAAAACACAAGCUCGGUCGAUACCGUCCGUCUUAGCUCUUCUCCCGUCGCUGUCUGCCGCGUUCUAUCUCCCUGGCGUUGCGCCCACUUCCUAUGACGAAGGGCAGUCGGUUCCGCUCUAUGUCAACCAUCUCACUCCGAGCCUAGCACAACAGGAUGAGCAACUGCACUCCGUAUUCUCCUACGAUUACUAUCGCCCCGAGUUCCGCUUCUGUGCUCCCGAAGAUGGCCCCAAGGAUGUGCGCGAGUCGCUAGGAAGCAUAUUGUUUGGAGACCGGAUCCAAACGUCGCCGCUGCAGCUGUACAUGGGGAAGAAUGAGACCUGCAAGGCCGUUUGUAAUGAGGUCACGUUUGACGCUCGCAGCGCAAAGUUCACCAACCGCCGAAUCGCCCAGGGUUACAACGUCAAUUGGUUGGUCGAUGGCCUUCCCGGCGCCCAGCUGGAUAUAGAGUCGGUGACCAAGACCGAAUUCUACAACCCCGGGUUCUCCUUGGGUUCAUUGGAUGAGAGUGGUCAGUCCUUGCUGAACAACCACUUCGAUAUUUUCAUUGAAUACCACCGGGUGGGGUUUGGAAGUAAGGACAAGUUCCGUGUGGUCGGAGUCCUCGUGCAGCCAUCCUCUCGCCGCAACUCGAGGGCCCUGGAAGAUGGCACUGUGGACUGCGGCACCGAAGAGGUUCCGGUCACGUUGAAUGAGGAUGGCGAGACCACGGUCACUUGGACCUAUGGCGUGUACUGGCGAGAAUCGUCGACCCCUUGGGCGACGCGCUGGGACAAGUACCUCCAUGUCUACGACCCGAAGAUUCACUGGUUCUCCCUCAUCAAUUCUGCCGUAUUUGUCGUCUUCCUGGUUGGUAUGGUGAGCAUGAUUCUCGUCCGCGCCUUGAAGAAGGAUAUCGCUCGCUACAACCGGCUGGACAUGAUCAACCUGGAGGAUCUGGACGGAACCUCGGCCGCGAUGGAGGACGGUAUCCAAGAAGAUUCGGGUUGGAAAUUAGUCCAUGGCGACGUGUUCCGAUGCCCUCAGUCUCCUUUGCUUCUUAGUGUCUUGGUGGGCAAUGGCGCCCAGCUUUUCAUGAUGACGGGAGUAACAGUUGUAUUUGCUCUUUUCGGUUUACUCUCCCCCGCCAACCGCGGAUUCCUAGCCACGGCCAUCCUGCUGAUCUACACGCUAUUCGGAUUCAUCGGCGGGUAUGUUUCUGCUCGGGUGUACAAGUCCUUCGGUGGAGAGUCAUGGAAGCGGAACAUUGUAAUGACACCAGUGUUGGUGCCCGCACUGAUCUUUGGCGCAUUCUUCCUGCUCAACCUGUUCGUCUGGGCUAAGGGCUCAAGCGGAGCUGUGCCAUUCACGACAAUGCUCGCCCUCGUCCUGAUCUGGUUCGUGAUCAGUGUUCCGCUGAGUGUGGCGGGUAGCUGGCUAGGCUUCAAGCAACGUGCGAUUGAAGGACCGACCAAGACCAACCAGAUCCCUCGACAGGUUCCCCCUAUGACUGGCAGCCUACGUACCGUCCCGUCCUUGCUCUUGACGGGUAUCCUGCCCUUCGGAGCGAUCUUUGUGGAGUUGUACUUCAUUAUGCACUCGUUGUGGACGAACAAGAUCUAUUACAUGUUCGGAUUCCUGUUCCUCUGCUACGGCCUGAUGAUCAUGACUACGGCGUCGACGACCGUGCUGUUGGUGUACUUCUUGCUCUGCGCGGAGAACUACCGGUGGCACUGGCGGGCGUUUGCCGGAGCAGGUAUGACGGGCGGUUACGUGUUCUUGAACGCACUUCUGUUCUGGGCCACUCGAGUGAGCUUUGGUGGUCUGACGGGAGCGGUGCUCUAUGUGGGCUACUCAGCCUUGAUUGGCUUUGUGGUGUUUAUCCUGACUGGAUCUAUUGGCUUUUUCGCCAGCUGGGCAUUUGUGCACCGUAUCUAUGGAUCUAUUAAGGUGGACUAA
Messenger RNA from Aspergillus terreus NIH2624, 1947 nucleotides. Its product is annotated as transmembrane 9 family protein. Bases 1 to 1947 code for a protein of 648 amino acids. The record is from RefSeq and is a predicted model, not a curated record. The transcript has 3 exons. Gene Ontology annotation, cellular component: fungal-type vacuole membrane; endosome. Gene Ontology annotation, biological process: protein localization to membrane; vacuolar transport. Lineage: Eukaryota; Fungi; Ascomycota; Eurotiomycetes; Eurotiales; Aspergillaceae.